UUCCUCAUCGCCAACGCCCAGAUGGAGAACUGCACCAUCAUCUACUGCAAUGAUGGCUUCUGUGAGAUGUUUGGCUACUCCCGCGUGGAGGUGAUGCAGCGACCCUGCACCUGCGACUUCCUCACCGGCCCCGACACCACGAAGAGCUCCAUUGCGCAGCUCACCCAGGCCCUGCUCGGCUCCGAGGAGUGCAAGCUCGAGAUCCUCUACUACCGCAAAGACACCUCGUGUUUCCGCUGCCUGGUGGACGUGGUGCCGGUGAAGAAUGAGGACGGCGUUGUCAUCAUGUUCAUCCUCAACUUCGAGGACCUGGCACAGCUCAUCGCCAAGAGCGCCAGUCGGAGCCUGCACCAGCGCCUGUCGCAGAGCUGGCGCGGAGGUCAAGGUAGGAGGUUGAAGUUUAGUCUCCCGUCCCUGCGGCGACUCAAAAUCCAGCGGAAAUCUCUGCCCACCAGUGAGUUUGAUGGAGUAGCCAUUGACUAUGGAAAGCCUGGUGGUGACUCCCUGAUUUUGAGGGACUUGAAGACAUCGCCCAAGGAGAACUGUGUGCAGUCAGAGACUGAAUCCCUCCUGGAAAAGGAGCGGAGGCCGAGCCUGGAGGCCGACCCCACCCUACAACACUCGUCCCCGAAACAAGAGCCUCCCUUGCUGGGCCCGCGAGGGUCGUACUCUUCGUGGGGUUUCUUUCGGUCUCGCCCUGGGGGCAGCUUCCACAGCCUCCGCAGGGUCUCCUCCUUGGACAACUUUGAGGCUGCGAGGUCUGAGUUCCAGAGAAAAUUCAGGGAAAGGAGGGCAAACUCAGAGACUUCCCACGUCAAACCCAACCCCCCGAACUCCACCUCGGACUCGGACCUCAUGAAGUACCGGACCAUCAGCCAGAUCCCCCAGUUCACACUCAACUUCGUAGAGUUCAACCUGGAGAAGCACCGCUCGGGCUCCACCACGGAGAUCGAGAUAAUUGCUCCCCACAAGGUGAUGGAGCGCACCCAGAAUGUCACCGAGAAGGUCACACAGGUGCUGUCCCUGGGUGCUGAUGUCCUUCCUGAGUACAAGCUGCAGGCACCACGCAUCCACCGAUGGACCAUCCUGCACUACAGUCCCUUCAAGGCUGUGUGGGACUGGCUCAUCCUUCUGCUGGUCAUCUACACAGCUGUCUUCACCCCCUACUCGGCUGCCUUCCUGCUCAACGAGGAGCAGGUGGAGGAGAAGCACUGGGACUGCAGCUACUCCUGUGACCCACUCAACAUCAUUGACCUCAUAGUGGACAUCAUGUUCAUUGUGGACAUUAUCAUCAACUUCCGCACCACGUACGUCAACAUCAACGACGAGGUGGUGAGCCACCCUGGCAAGAUUGCCAUCCACUACUUCAAGGGAUGGUUCCUCAUCGACAUGGUUGCUGCCAUCCCCUUUGACCUGCUUAUCUUCCGCUCCGGCUCUGAUGAGACCACCACGCUCAUUGGCCUCCUGAAGACCGCCCGGUUGCUGCGCCUGGUCCGCGUGGCCCGCAAGCUGGACCGCUACUCUGAAUAUGGAGCAGCCGUGCUCUUCCUGCUCAUGUGCACCUUCGCUCUCAUCGCCCACUGGCUGGCUUGCAUCUGGUACGCCAUCGGCAACGUGGAGCGGCCCUACAUGGAGCACAAGAUUGGCUGGCUGGACAACCUGGGUGACCAGAUUGGCAAGCGCUACAACGACAGUGACCUCUCCUCUGGCCCAUCCAUCAAGGACAAAUACGUCACUGCCCUCUACUUCACCUUCAGCAGCCUCACCAGCGUGGGGUUUGGCAACGUCUCACCCAACACCAACUCCGAGAAGAUUUUCUCCAUCUGUGUCAUGCUUAUUGGCUCUCUUAUGUACGCCAGCAUCUUUGGCAAUGUCUCCGCCAUCAUCCAGCGCCUGUACUCGGGCACGGCCCGCUACCACACACAGAUGCUGCGGGUUAAGGAGUUCAUCCGCUUCCACCAGAUCCCCAACCCCCUGCGUCAGCGCCUGGAGGAGUAUUUCCAGCACGCCUGGUCCUACACCAAUGGCAUCGACAUGAAUGCGGUGCUGAAGGGUUUCCCUGACUGCCUGCAGGCAGACAUCUGCCUCCACCUCAACCGCACGCUGCUCCAGAACUGCAAGGCUUUCCGAGGAGCCAGCAAAGGCUGCCUGCGCGCUCUGGCCAUGAAGUUCAAGACAACACACGCACCGCCCGGAGACACCCUGGUGCACUACGGAGAUGUCCUCACCACACUCUACUUCAUCUCCCGGGGCUCCAUCGAGAUCCUCCGGGAAGACAUUGUGGUGGCCAUCUUAGGGAAGAACGACAUCUUUGGGGAGCCCAUCAGCCUCUACGCCCGCCCAGGGAAGUCCAACGCUGAUGUGAGGGCCCUGACGUACUGCGACUUGCACAAGAUCCAGCGGGAGGACCUGCUGGAGGUCUUGGACAUGUACCCAGCCUUCUCUGACAACUUCUGGAGCAACUUAGAGAUCACUUUCAACCUGCGAGAUGCAGACAGCGUUCCCCGCUCACCACUCAGCGAGGAGUAUGACUGCACCUACCGGCGGACGCGCCGACGCAAGCAUUCCCUUUGCCAGCCCAACAAGCCUGACCCAGACACGGGCAUCUCUGAUGCAGAGCAGUAUCACACCUACUCAGAGCUCACCAACCCGCAGGACCCACUGAGUAAGGACCAGUGGGACGACCUGGGCAGCAGCACCACUCCCUGCUCCCAGACCAGUGAUGACAAGGCCAAGACUGGCAGCCCUACGAAAGCUGAGCCCUUCCCCACAUCCAAAAAGGAUGACUUUGCUCUGCCCACGCUCAGCCUCAUCACCACCAACACUGGCGGCACGGAGGUCGGCAAGCAGGCGGCAGAGAGCAGCCAGUCCUACGCAGCCACCCCCCUGGACAUCCCCAACAUGUUCACCUUCUGGGAGGACCAAAGGCCGAACCACCACUUGGAGCCUUUGCAACACAUCUCCUUGGUGCACAGCUCACGGGACAUCCCCCUGCACAGCGACUACAGACCGGGGCAGAUCGAGUCCAGGCUGGAGCUCCUGCAGGCCCAGCUAAGCAGGCUGGAGUCCAGGAUGUCGUCAGACAUUAAUAUAAUCCUCCAGCUCCUGCAGCGCCAGCUGUCCCAAGUGCCACCCGCAUACAGCCCCAUCUCACCGUCCUCCCACAACCUGGCCAUGUACGGCAUCCUCCCGCGGAGCCUGGAGCCGCUCGCCCCCUGCGCACCCCUGGAGGAGCAGGAGACAACAACCCCGGAGCAGAGCCUGAGCUACACGGAGGUAGAAAAGUUCCACUUGAAAUCCAGGGACUCCUUGUCAAGAGGGAUGCACCUCGCUGUGGCAUCCGAUGAGACCAUGACGGUCUACUCCGAGCAGGAGCACCAUUCCCCACCUCUCCCGAACCCAGAGCCUCCCCACCAAAGGGCACCAAAUACCCAGGGACUCUUCUGGGGCUGUCGUUUCCCUUCCCUCCCUGAGCACUUGGAGGCAUCUUCCGAGCACCAGGACAUUCAGAGACACCUCUCCGACCCAGUGCUUCCUGGAAGUUAG
Molecule: messenger RNA, 3546 nt
Organism: Nipponia nippon (crested ibis)
Lineage: Eukaryota; Metazoa; Chordata; Aves; Pelecaniformes; Threskiornithidae
Source: RefSeq, a predicted model, not a curated record